Molecule: messenger RNA, 4233 nt
Organism: Condylura cristata (star-nosed mole)
Lineage: Eukaryota; Metazoa; Chordata; Mammalia; Eulipotyphla; Talpidae
Gene: NUP58
Product: nucleoporin like 1
Exons: 16
Coding region: 181-1980 (599 amino acids)
Biological process (GO): nucleocytoplasmic transport
Cellular component (GO): nuclear pore
Molecular function (GO): structural constituent of nuclear pore
Source: RefSeq, a predicted model, not a curated record
CGUGUUCUCGCGUGGUUGCUCCACCCCCUCUGGCCUUGUCUUCUCUGCCACUGGGGCUUGAAGUUCCCGCCAGGUGCGGGCCGGACAACAGCAAUGCUUCCCAGCGUUCUUCCACUUUGAGACGGAAGAAACGUCCCAGACCCCUUUCAGGUUGCAGUAGGCGCUGAGCUCUAGGCAGCCAUGUCCACGGGCUUCUCCUUCGGGACCAGCACACUGGGCUCCACCACUGUGGCCGCCGGCGGGACCGGCACUGGCGGCGGUUUUUCUUUCGGGACUGGGACGUCCAGCAACCCUUCUGUGGGGCUCAAUUUUGGAACUUUUGGAAGCACCGCAACCCCAGCAACUACAUCUGCUCCUUCAAGUGGAUUUGGAACUGGACUCUUUGGAUCAAAACCUACCACUGGGUUCACUUUAGGAGGAACAAAUACAGGAAUAGCAACAACUAUAACUACAGGAUUAACUUUGGGCACUCCAGCCACUACAUCUGCAUCUACAACAGGUUUCAGUUUAGGUUUUAAUAAACCCGCAGCAUCUGCCACACCUUUUGCUUUGCCUAUUACUUCUACCUCAGCUAGUGGUUUGACUCUUUCAUCUGCUCUGACAUCAACUCCAGCAGCAUCCACAGGAUUUACUCUAAAUAAUUUGGGUGGAACAGCAGCCACAACUACAACUGCAUCAGCUGGCCUUUCUUUAGGGGGGACCUUAGCUGGUUUGGGAGGUUCACUUUUCCAGAGUACAAACACAGCAACAUCAGGACUUGGACAGAAUGCUUUAGGCUUAACAUUGGGAACUACAGCAGCUACUUCAACUGUAGGCAACGAGGGCCUUGGUGGCAUAGAUUUUAGUAGCUCAUCAGAUAAAAAGAGUGAUAAAACAGGAACAAGACCAGAGGAUAGUAAAGCCCUGAAGGAUGAAAAUCUACCUCCUGUGAUCUGCCAGGAUGUUGAAAAUCUUCAGAAAUUUGUGAAGGAACAAAAACAGGUCCAAGAAGAAAUAAGUAGAAUGUCUUCAAAAGCAAUGCUUAAAGUACAAGAAGAUAUUAAAGCUCUGAAGCAGCUUUUGUCAUUGGCUGCCAGUGGAUUACAGAGAAAUACUAUUAAUAUUGACAAAUUGAAAAUAGAAACUGCUCAGGAGUUAAAGAAUGCUGAAAUAGCCUUAAGAACACAAAAAACACCACCUGGACUCCAACAUGAAAAUACAGCUCCUGCUGACUACUUCAGAAUCCUGGUUCAACAGUUUGAAGUACAGCUUCAACAGUACAGACAGCAGAUUGAAGAACUAGAAAAUCACCUUGCCACUCAAGCAAAUAACUCACAUAUAACCCCUCAAGAUUUGUCAAUGGCUAUGCAGAAAAUUUAUCAAACAUUUGUAGCUUUAGCUGCACAGCUUCAAUCUAUUCAUGAAAAUGUGAAGGUGCUCAAAGAGCAGUACCUUGGCUAUCGAAAAAUGUUUUUGGGAGAUGCUGUAGAUGUGUUCGAAGCCAGACGAACAGAAGCCAAGAAGUGGCAGAAUGCACCCAGAGUUACUACUGGACCUACCCCUUUCAGCAACAUGCCAAAUGCAGCAGCCGUUGCCAUGGCUGCAACACUUACACAGCAGCAACAGCCUGCUACAGGGCCACAGCCAUCUCUGGGAGUUAGUUUUGGAACGCCAUUCGGCUCAGGUAUUGGCACUGGCUUGCAAUCAAGUGGCUUAGGUUCUUCAAACCUUGGAGGAUUUGGAACUAGCUCUGGUUUUGGAUGCAGCACCACAGGGGCCUCCACAUUUGGAUUUGGAACAACAAAUAAACCCUCAGGAAGUCUUAGUGCAGGCUUUGGCAGCUCAAGUACAUCUGGGUUUAACUUCAGCAAUCCUGGCAUCACGGCAUCAGCUGGUUUGACAUUUGGGGUAUCCAAUCCUGCCUCUGCAGGUUUUGGAACAGGAGGACAACUCCUUCAAUUGAAGAAACCUCCAGCUGGAAAUAAAAGAGGAAAAAGAUAAACAUAAUGGGUUGAUGUGUUGAGAAAAUCCAUAGCAGCAUUGUUCCGUCUGAGUCUAUUUUUCUAAAAUUGAUGCAGUAAUUAAAUUGCAUACCAGGAGAUUUAUAAACUUUUGAUAUUUUCCCCUACUCUGAAAUUUGAACUUUGUUUGCUAUGCUAAACACUGUGUGUGUGUGUGUGUGAGAGAGAGAGAGAGAGAGAGAGAGAGUUUAAAUCUCUGCUGUGUAUUUUUCAUUAUUUUGAUUCUCGGUAUAAGAAAUGUUUUUAUUAUAUCACCGGUUAGUAAGGCCUACUAUUUAACUUAGCGUUAAUAGCAAUGUUUUUGUUGAUAAGGUUUACAUUAUGUGUGAGUUAUAUGCACAUUGUUUCUUAUAUAGAUGGUGUGAACUCCAGGACCUAUCUUAGAAUCAGUUUGUUCCUUGAUAAAGGCCUUUUGAACUACAUUGCAGGGCAUCUUGUGAAUAUGUAUGUAAAUAUAUGAAAGAUAAUACACACAAUUCUGUGUGCAUAUAAAAUAUAUAUUUACAAACCUAAUGAUUUUUGCCUCAGACUGUUCCCCCUGUUUAAGGGUAUUCCAUUUUUCACUUGAGCUUGAAAUCCUCAGUGCUUGUACUCUGAUGAGCUAGAGGUGCCAGGUCACUGCAGUUUUUUCUUAAAGACUUGCUGAAACCGCUACUGGUGUAAAUAUUUGACCAACUUAAUUUCAUUGGCCCUACUCUUUUCCAUUUUUGUUUCCUCUGUAACCUUUAGCAGCUACUCCAAAUGAGGAUUGCUGUGAGACUCGUUGAAUCGCUUUUAACAACUUUUAUUAUCCUGUGUAUCCUCAUAUUGCCUAUAUGAGAUGUUUUUUCAUAUCGGGGAUGGGCCUUCAAGAGCAUAUUUGAACUCCAGAAUGAUAUUCUGGAGACAAAGAGCUAUUAAGCCAAAUUGAUUCUAUGCAGGUGAGGGAUGUACUGUUACUACAGUGAAACUUUUCUAGCUAUUCCAGUACAGAGUUCUUUCUUAACAGGGCUAUUGAUAUUGACACCAAAUGGAGUGGCUUAUCAGCCUCUUGACGUCUUAAGUAAGUGCUUAAUUUGGAAUAGAGAAACUAUAUUUUAAGAUAUAAAAUUAUUCUUUGUAGCAACUAUAAACUAUCCCCUAUUUCAACAGUGAACAGAGCUCCAGGUAAUAAUACAUAGGCAUGUCAGGUUGUAUCUGUGUAAUAACUUGUUUAUAAUAUUAACAUAGAGUGGGUGAAAAAGUGAGCCUUUGGAAAGAGAACUGCCUUAGCCAUGAUUUCAGACAGCAACUAUUAGGUAGAACUAUUUAUCUUUCAAGUACUGUUUUCAGAUGGGAUGUGAACAUGGAAUUUCAUUGAAAAUAGUUUAAUUUUUUAUAUAAAAGGUUUUGUACAUAAUGUGCAUCAAGUGAAUAUUUUUCAGAAUCAUUUUCACCAAGGCACCUUUUUUUCUAAAAUAGGUAUUGCAUAUAUAAAUACACACACUAUAUAUUUUUAGUAUAAUGUUUGUUGGGUUUGAUUAUAAAAGUAUCAGAUCUGUUUUAUUUUAUCUGCAUAUAGCAACGAUAAUCGGCUUUUUGGGAUUGAAAUUUUUGCGCCUUGAUGCAUUAAAAUAAGGAAAUGCUUUGUUUCUUAGCACUAAAGUUAUUUUUAUUUUUUGCAUACUUCUCCAAUACUGCAGUCCUCAGAUCCAGGUUUGGGGGGGAGGGUAGGAAAAUGGAUUUUCGUGUUUUGAAUUACUGUUAAAAUUAAAAUUUUUUUUUAAAACAUUGUUUUGUGCUCCAAAAUCUAAAUAUAUAUAUUUGGUUUUUUCUUUAAAUAUUUCCAUUUUAAUAUGUUGAACCACUGGAAAUUUGUAACAGAUCAAUUUGUGAUAGGAGUUUAAAUGUGUUGUCAUUGUCUCUGUUGUCUUCACUUUGUCCAGAGCCUAUCAUUAUGUAAACAAAUAAAGUAUAUUGUGUCAGUUGCUUUGAAUCUUUAUAGCUGUCGAUAUUCUUCAUAUGUAAUUUUUUAAUCAUUGUUCUUUUAUGACUUUUUUUAGUGUUGUCAAUGGUUUAUACAAUUUUUUUAGACAAGACCUACUAAGCCCUCUAUCAGUUGCUUUUGUCUUCUCAAAACUCAGAAGCCUUUUUAGUUAUCAGAAGAAUAUUGAGUAAAAAGUAAAAGUUCCCUUUAAUGCUUUAGGGUCCUUCAUUUUCUCCUACAGUAUCUACUCUUAAUAGUUUGUUGUAAAUCCUUCCAUACCCUUUAAAA